GAUAUAACGAGAAAACGAAAAACUAGAAAGCAAACGUUUUUUUUUUACGUCUGCUUUUUUUUUGACCUCUGAAAACAAAUGUUAAUGUCCCUAUCGUGGCUUUUAAUAUAAAAAGCCCGCUCUGGUCCGUUCUUGUUCGAGCAACGACCAUCUCCUCCAAUCUUCUCCAAUGGCAACAGAAACCGUAGCGGACACAACCGUGCAAAACCAUGACGAGACCGAGUCAACAGAGUUCGAGAAGAAUCGGAAACGGUACCAAGACUUGAUCUCCACGUUGCCUCACGUGGAAGGAUGGAGGCCGAAAUCUCCCCUAAUUUCAUACGCUGGUCAUUGGUGGAUACAGCCUUUCCUUGAAGGUUCCCUUUACGCGCAAGAGUUCUUCCAAGCGCGACCCAAUGACUUCCUCGUGUGUAGCUACCCAAAAACAGGUUCUACUUGGCUCAAAUCACUAACAUUCGCAAUAGCCAAUCGGUCUCGCUUCAGCGACUCCACGAACCCUCUCAUCACACAUAACCCUCACGAGCUUAUUCCUUUCAUUGAGAUCGAGUUCCCUUUGUUCCCUCACAUUGAUGUUCUCCAAGACCAAGGGAACACUCUGUUCUCAACUCAUAUGCCGCACGAUUUCUUACCCGACUCGGUUGUGAAAUCGGGUUGUAAGAUGGUUUACAUCUGGAGAGACCCAAAAGACACUUUCAUCUCCUUUUGGAGUUUCAUCCAAAAGCAAAGGUCAACUCGUGGUGGCCCGCUCAAUAGUCUUGAAGAGUGUUUUGAUAUGUUCUGUCAAGGUAUUUCUGGAGAAGGUCCUUAUCUUGAUCACGUCUUAGGUUAUUGGAAAGCUCACCAAGAGAAUCCUGAAAAGAUUUUGUUCCUUAAGUACGAGACUGUGAGGGCUGAUCCUUUGCCUUAUGUGAAGAGAUUGGCUGAGUUCAUGGGUUAUGGAUUCACAGCGGAGGAAGAGAAGAAUCGGGUUGUCGAGAAAGUUGUAAAUCUCUGCAGCUUCGACACAAUGAAGAAUCUUGAAGCUAACAAAAGAAAUAAGGAGAGAGAAGAUCAUCCUUCUCCAUAUACAAACGACAUGUAUUUCAGGAAAGGAAAGACCGGAGAUUGGGAAAAUUAUCUGACUGCAGACAUGGCAGCUCGUAUGGAUGGGAUAAUGGAAGAGAAAUUCAAGGGUACUGGUUUGCUUGAAAAUGGUAAAUGAUCUACUUCUUGUUCCGGGGGGGACUGAUCCUUUGUGUGCUUGUUUUAAGCAUAAAUUUUCUCAUUACGUUUAUUUUGAUCCUAUAUGUGCUACGUUACAUAUUGGAUGACUAAAAUUUGUUUCUGUUUCAUUUCUAUGUAUUAUUAAUGUGCAAGAAUCUACUGGCUUUAUUGA
Molecule: messenger RNA, 1375 nt
Organism: Raphanus sativus (radish)
Lineage: Eukaryota; Viridiplantae; Streptophyta; Magnoliopsida; Brassicales; Brassicaceae
Product: cytosolic sulfotransferase 18-like
Exons: 1
Coding region: 170-1201 (343 amino acids)
Biological process (GO): sulfation
Cellular component (GO): cytoplasm
Molecular function (GO): aromatic desulfoglucosinolate sulfotransferase activity
Source: RefSeq, a predicted model, not a curated record